This is a messenger RNA of Striga asiatica, 2445 nucleotides long. Lineage: Eukaryota; Viridiplantae; Streptophyta; Magnoliopsida; Lamiales; Orobanchaceae. The record is from the annotation of a GenBank genome assembly.
AAAUUAAACCAUACAUGUGUAACAGCUAAUUCCUUCAAAUUUUUCUUCCACUAAUUAAUUUGUUUGCUUGUUCCAAGUUUCCACAGAGAGAGAUUCAAAUUUGGCAGGAGAACAAAUUUGAUUAGCAGCCAUAAAUCAAUCAAGCUGAAAUUACAAUCAGUGCCCCUUGUGCACAACCACUAUAAAAAUGGCAUCAAUUGUGACACAAAUAUGCUUCAUAGCAACAAAAUUUCUUUAAGGUUAUAAUCAUGGCUAUCUCAAAGAAUCAGUUCAUCCCUGCCAUUGCUCUUUGUGCCCUUCUUGUGAUGACCAGCCUGGAUUUCACAGUUUCCCAAACAGGCAUUUGCUACGGAAGGCUCGGCAACAACCUGCCCAACCCAUCGGAAGUCGUGGCUCUAUUGAACCAAAACAAUAUCCGACGAGUGAGAAUUUACGACCCGCAUGGUCCCACACUGCAGGCCUUAAGUGGGACCAACAUUGAGGUCAUCCUCGGUGUCCCCAAUACCGACCUCCAAAACGUGGCUGCCAGCCAGGCAAAUGCCGACACAUGGGUCCGCAACAACGUUCGGAACUAUCCCAACGUCCGGUUCAGGUACAUCGCGGUCGGGAACGAGGUGAGCCCUGUGAGGGGCGACACGUCCCGGUUCGCCCCCUUCGUCCUCCCCGCCCUCCGAAACAUCCAGACCGCGGUCAACUCGGCCGGUCUCGGAGGCCGCGUCCGUGUCUCGACCGCGGUCGAGACGGGCCUCAUCGGCGUGAGCUACCCGCCGGCCGACGGCGCCUUCCGUCCCGACGUCGCCUCGUACAUCAACCCCAUCGUCCGCCACCUCGUCGACAACCGGGCCCCGCUCCUCGCCAACAUCUACCCCUACUUCUCCUACAUCGGGAACCGCGCGCAGAUCGACCUCCGCUACGCGCUCUUCACGUCCCCCGACGGCGUCGUGGCCGGCGGCGUCCGGUACCAAAACCUGUUCUACGCCAUACUCGACUCGCUCUACGCGGCGCUCGAGAGGAGCGGCGGCUCGUCGCUGGAGGUCGUGGUGGCGGAGAGCGGAUGGCCGUCGGCCGGAGGGGACACGACCACCGUCGAGUACGCGAGGACGUAUAAUACGAACUUGGUGCAGCGCGCGAGGAACGGGACACCGAGGAGGCCCGGGAGGGCGAUCGAGACUUACGUUUUCGCACUUUUCGAUGAGAAUCAGAAGAACCCCGAGUACGAGAGGCAUUUCGGGGUGUUCCUGCCUAAUAGGCAGGCAAAGUAUCAAAUCAGCUUUGCCUAGUUAAGUUUGUGUUUGUGUGUGUGUGUGUGUAUCCAUGUAUUGGAAUUGUAAUAAGGAUUGAGAUAUCCAUAUAUAGCCUGCUUAUUGUGGUUGAUGAAGAAGCUUUUGUUGGCUGGGUUGUGUGAUUGUUUGUGGUUGUAAUAAUUGAAUAAUUGAAUAUUUUAAAAGAAAUAUAUUUUUAUUAGAGAUAAUAUGGUAAAAUGUUUAAUGCAUGGGGAGCAAUAUUAGCGUCUGCUACGGAAUGCGUGGGAACAACUUGCCCUUGCCCGAUCAAGUCGUCGAUCUAUGCAAGCAACACAACAUUCGUCGUAUACGGCUCUACGACCCGUACCCACCCGCCCUCGACGCCCUCAGUGGCUCCGGAAUCCAACUCACACUGGACGUCCCGAACGUCGAUCUCCCGCGCGUGGCUGCAUCCCAACCCGCCGCGGACUCGUGGGUCCGCGACAACGUGGCCAAGUACCCGGGCAUCGAAUUCCGGUACCUAACUGUCGGCAACGAGGUUAGCCCCUUGAGGCACUCGGAAUUCGCGCCGUUCGUCCUCCCGGCCAUGCAAAACAUCCUCAACGCCGUCAAAUCUUUCGGGCUCGACUCGAAAAUCCGAGUGUCGACCGCCAUCGAGGCGCAAGUCCUCGCCAACCCUUUCCCUCCGACCGACGCGGAAUUCAAGCCGGAGGUCGCCUCGUUUAUCGAACCCGUCGUGAAAUUCCUCGUCGAGAACGGUGGCCCGUUUCUCGCGAACCUGUACCCGUACUUCGCGUACGCUUCGGACAAAAAUAUCCCGCUCGACUACGCGCUUUUCGAGUCGAGCGAAGGGGUGGUCGCGGGCGGGGUGAGGUACCCGAGCCUAUUCGCCGCCUCGUUGGACGCGUUCUACGCGGCGCUCGGGAAGAGCGGAGGCUCGUCUCUCGAGAUAGUCGUGACCGAGACGGGUUGGCCGUCGGGAGGCGGAGAUGAGGCGACGAGCGUCGAGAAUGCCGGGACUUAUAAUAGAAAUUUGGUGCGGCGUGUCGGGGAAGGGACGCCGAGCCGGCCCGGACGGACGAUCGAAGCGUAUAUUUUUGCUUUGUUCGACGAGAAUGAGAAGGAUCCGCCGGAAACCGAGAAGCAUUUCGGGAUCUUCACGGCACCGGAAAUUCAACUCAAGUACGAGAUCGAGUUUUGA